Molecule: messenger RNA, 1282 nt
Organism: Gordionus sp. m RMFG-2023
Lineage: Eukaryota; Metazoa; Nematomorpha; Gordioida; Chordodea; Parachordodidae
Product: serine/threonine-protein phosphatase 4 catalytic subunit-like
Exons: 4
Coding region: 62-1135 (357 amino acids)
Biological process (GO): double-strand break repair via homologous recombination
Cellular component (GO): nucleus; cytoplasm
Molecular function (GO): protein serine/threonine phosphatase activity
Source: RefSeq, a predicted model, not a curated record
ACUUUUGAUUUUAUAAUAUUUUUAUUCUUUUAUUUAUGUUUUUUGAAUCUUUUGAGAUAAAAUGUGUCAAAAUGAUGUUCCAACUACAAAUAAAGGAGAUUUAGAUCUUCAAAUUGAAAAAUUAUUUAAUUGUCAAUUGAUAUCUGAACAAGAAGUAAAAAGUUUAUGUUCAAAAGCUCGUGAAAUAUUAGUACAAGAGAGUAAUGUGCAAAGGGUUGAUGCACCAGUUACAAUAUGUGGAGAUGUUCAUGGUCAAUUUUAUGAUGUUGUCGAUAGGCUUUUUAAAAAAUCUGGAGGAUUAUUACCAAAAACAAAUUAUUUAUUUUUGGGUGAUUUUGUUGAUCGUGGUUUUUAUAGUGUUGAAACCUUUUUGCUUCUUUUAGCACUUAAAGUACGUUAUCCUGAUCGAAUUACAUUAAUUAGAGGAAAUCAUGAAAGUAGACAAAUUACACAAGUCUAUGGUUUCUACGACGAAUGUGUUCGCAAAUACUCGGGUUCAACUGCCGUUUGGCGUUACUGUGUCGAUGUGUUCGACUACCUAUCCCUCUCGGCCUUGGUGGAGGGUGGCGUGUUUUGCGUUCACGGUGGACUUAGUCCCUCUCUAAGCAGUCUCGAUCAAAUUCGUGCUCUGGAUAGGAAACGAGAAGUACCUCAUGAUGGGGCCAUGUGCGACUUACUUUGGUCCGACCCUGAUGAAGCAACACCCGCUGGAUGUUGGGGAGUCAGCCCUCGUGGGGCUGGUUAUCUCUUCGGGCCGCGCGUCGCCGCUGAGUUUAAUGAAACCAAUGGGUUAGUCCUCGUGUGCCGAGCCCAUCAACUUGUGAUGGAAGGUUUUAAAUGGCACUUUCCACCUCUUAUAUCUGUGGCUGGCGAUACUAUAUCGUCCAGCAUUGGUAUCACCAGCAAUGCCGAAAAGUCAACCAUUUCCAAAGAUGAUAAUUAUACAAACGGCAUCGGUGGUACUGUAUUAACUGUUUGGUCCGCACCGAAUUAUUGUUACAGAUGUGGUAAUGUGGCCGCUAUUUUGGAAUUGGACGAAAAUUUAGGAGUUAAUUUUAAAAUUUUCGAAGCGGCACCUAGAGAAAACUCAAAAGGUGCACCCUGCAAAUUACCUCAACCAGAAUAUUUUUUGUAGUUCUAUAAAAAUUUAUAAACGCUGGAUCUAUAUUCUAUGUAAUUUGUGAGUAAAUAUGUAGAUUUAUUGUACAAUUUGUAAAUUUAUAUAAAACAACUCAUUUAUAUCCUCCAAAAAUGUAUUAAUAAAUUUAUUUAAGAUAAAAGC